UACUCCGAGUUCUACAUAGACCAAAUUUUGCUAUAAAUACAGACCAUCUUUGGGAUAGAAAUCAUCACUAAAUUUUAUCACUUCUUCUCUAUCCUUGCUUUCUCUCCAGACCCAAGUUGAAGAACUCUGAGUUCUUGCUUUAUAACUCACAAAUUAUCUUCCAAAGCCAUCAAGUACACAGUCUUUUCCAGAGAUAUGGGCAACUGCUGCAGAUCUUUUGCUAGAGAGGUGGACAGUGAGAGGCAGGGAAGCACUUCUGUUCCUGUGCAUGCUAGUAAUGAUGGAAGGGGAGAGUCUCAGCGCGCUUUCCGCGGGCUCCAUCCGGGCUCUGGAAGAGUUCUUAGAGGCAGUGAGGCUGAGCUGGUUGCGGCGGGGUGGCCUUCAUGGAUGGUUCAGGAUGUUGGUGAAGCUUUCAGGGGAUGGGUGCCAAGAAAAGAGCAUUCUUUUCACAUCAUUGAGAAAAUUGGUGAAGGGGCAUACAGCACAGUCUACCGGGCUCUUGAUAUAGAGAAAAGGAGAAUUGUUGCAUUGAAGAAAAUAAAAUUAAACAAUCUAGAGGCUGGAAGUAUUCGCUUCAUGGCAAGGGAGAUCAACAUCUUACGCAGGCUAAAUCAUCCAAACAUAAUUAAAUUGGAAGGUUUAAUUGCGUCAGAGAGGUCCCGCAAUUUCUUCCUCGUUCUCGAGUAUAUGGAACAUGAUCUUGCAGGACUUGCUUCCCGGCCUGGUCUAAAGUUCACAGAGCCUCAGAUCAAAUGUUUCAUGAAGCAACUGUUAUGCGGCCUUCACCAUUGUCAUAGUCAGGGCAUAUUGCAUCGGGAUAUUAAAGGUUCCAACCUUUUGUUAGACCACAAUGGACAAUUAAAGAUAGCAGACUUCGGUUUAGCAAACUAUUAUGAUCCAGAGCAAUAUCGCCCACUGACAAAUCGUGUAGUUACCCUUUGGUACCGCCCACCUGAGCUCUUGCUUGGUGCCACUUCUUAUGGCACUGCUGUAGAUAUGUGGAGUGCUGGUUGUAUUCUUGCUGAGUUAUAUGCAGGACAACCUAUUUUUCCUGGAGAAACGGAGGUGGAUCAAUUGCAUAGAAUAUUCACGCUUUGUGGCUCACCUUCAGAGGACUACUGGAGCUUACUGAAUCUGCCUCCUGCAGACAUCUACAAUCCUCAAACACGUCUUAGGAGACGUGUUGCAGAAUAUUUCAGCGGCUUAUCUGCACCAGCAUUAGCACUAAUUGAGACCCUGCUUUCUCUAGAACCUUCAGCUCGACGGUCUGCAAGGCAUGCUUUAAACAGUGAUUUCUUUUGGUCAGAACCGCUCCCUUGCAAACCUGAAGAAUUGCCAAAGUAUCCUCCAAGCAAAGAGCAACAUGCCAUAGCUCGAUAUGAGGAAGCGAGAAGGCAAGCGGCUGGAGGAUCCGAGGGCGACACGUAUGAUUUCAAAGGAAAGGGAACAAUGGACAAUCAAUUUGUUUCAGCACUUAAUAUUAAUGCAGCAUUAUACCGAUCAAUGCUGGCAAGUUUCGUAAUAUUAUUGAUAAAUUUUUUGCGCCUGGUUUCUAUAUUGAUCCAGUCUCUACACUUAAUAAUCUUUUUGCAUCCAUAUUUAUUGAGUGGGUAAAAAAAUUCUAUGCAGAGGAGAAGGACUCAGGACAAUCCUGAAGCUGGUUCCCCAUCUCCAAUAGAGUUACCUCGACCUGAAGAAAUCAGUGGCACGUCACAUUCUGGAGCGUGGGCUCAGAAUAACAAUUAUGCAUCUGCACAAAUAGUUUCAAAUGCAAGACAGCAUCCAGCUUACGAUCGCGUGCCAAGACAGAAUGACAGCAGGCAUCAGCAAAGUACUGCAUUCUAUGCAAAUGAGGAAGUGAGGAACAGCUACAGAGAUCCAGUUCGCCCUGGAUACGAGUACGGUGCAAGCAGCAGCAGCAGCAGGAUUUACUACUCAAGACCUCUUCCUCCUCCGGUACGCAGGCCUGAUGAGAUACCAAGACCUCAUCCAACUCUAGCAAGCAAUGCUGAGGAGAUGCCAUCGAGACGUCUGCCAGCUCCAGCAGGCAGACCUGAUCCAAGGAUACCAAGGCCUCCUCGAGCUCCUGUACGCAGGACCUGAUCAGAUCCUGAUAAACGAAGUGAACCAAACGAAAGUCCAGGUGUAUCCGCAACCCAGGAACGAAUCUAGUAAGAGACACAGGGACACAUGUCUCCUAUUUUUUUAAUUUUUUCGCCAUUCUAGAUAUACAAAAUUAUAGAAAUGCCCUCAAAAAAUUUGAAAAUAUACAAGUGUUUUCAAAAAAUUUGUUUGGUUCCUCCGAGACAUUCCUCCUAAAUCCGCC
Molecule: messenger RNA, 2326 nt
Organism: Daucus carota subsp. sativus
Lineage: Eukaryota; Viridiplantae; Streptophyta; Magnoliopsida; Apiales; Apiaceae
Product: probable serine/threonine-protein kinase At1g09600
Exons: 8
Coding region: 196-1614 (472 amino acids)
Biological process (GO): positive regulation of transcription elongation by RNA polymerase II; protein phosphorylation
Cellular component (GO): cyclin-dependent protein kinase holoenzyme complex; nucleus
Molecular function (GO): ATP binding; RNA polymerase II CTD heptapeptide repeat kinase activity
Source: RefSeq, a predicted model, not a curated record